GAAUUUAUUAGCUACCACGAACGGAAAGGGAAGUGGGCGGGGUUUGUCCGCGCUAAUAAGCAGUGAGGUCGGUAGCAGCGCUGCUUUAAACGCUUCCAAAACAACCACGGACCUGAGUGAAGGGAGCAACUGGACACCGCUGGGAGGGUCAGCACUAUUUUUUUUAAAUCAUCAUUUGACCGUACACAACGCCCUGCACGCAUUUAAUUCACUUCUAGCGAGGGUCAUUGCGUUUUAAAGCUUUGAGGGCCCUCUGGAAGUCGGUCGGGCUUCUCACCUCUUUGUGUCUCAUUGACAGACGGACUGCAGCUUUAGCCUUUAGCCGCUUUUUGUGGAUAAAACGGAGCUCUUAACGUUGCAUAUACGUUUAACCCAGCGGUGUUUCGGGUGUAUCUGCAUUGUGACAUUGAUAAAAUGUCCUGUUGGUUAAGGAAGGAGACUCUGGUGCUGGCGGAGGACUACAUUGACUUCUGCACCGGGAUCCAGCGGACACCUCCCAGCGAGUCGGCCGAGGCCAUGCGGCAUUUGGCCAAGGAGAUGGAGCGGCAGCACCACUCGAAAUUUCACUCGCUGACGCAAAGCUUCCUGUCGGCUUGCGGCUCGGACCCCAGUGCGUAUUUACACAGCGUCAUGACCGUGCUGGUGGAGGACGGACAGCUGAACUGGGGCAGAGUCGUGUCCCUCUUUACGUUUACGGGCGUUCUGGCCACCGAACUGUUCUCUAGAGGAGAGGGGCCAGAGGUCUGUAGGACGCUAGCAGAGACGAUAGCAGAUUACCUGGGAGGAGAGAAGAAAGACUGGCUGGAGGAAAAUGAGGGCUGGGAGGGGUUCUGCAAGUUCGUCCGCAGAGCUGGACACGUUAGCCAGGACUCCUCCAUGAAGACGGCGCUGUUCGCUGCCGCGGGGGUUGGGUUAGCUGGACUGACCUUUCUCCUGGUGCGCUGACCUCAACAGCUUAUUUAUUCAUAGUCUUAUUUAUCUUGUUCUUCUUUGCUUCUUCCUCUUGCUCUUUUUCUCUUUCUUUUGCUCUGUCUUCUGUUCUUUUUUCCUUUUCUGCCUCUUUUUUCAUUCCUUUUUUUACUUCCUUUCUCUUUCUUCCAUGCUGUGUCUUGUGUUGCCUCUUUCCUUCUUCCUUGCUGUUUUCCAUUCUGGUUCUGUUGACAGUGAAUCUUUGCAGGACGUUUUCUUUAAAGAACCAGUUUUAAGGCCUAAACUGAAUGUUAUUUGCACAUUUGUACCACCAAUCUCUCUCUCUCUCUCUCUAUCUCUAUCUCUAUCUCUCUGAUUGUAAAAUCUCUAAUAUGGCCUUCUCUACACGAACACUUGCAAGUGAUGAUAGCCUACAUAUCUGAUGGUGCAUUUUUGUUUCAUAAAUGCUUUUAAGUAGUUGUUCUUGUUCAUUCUCUUGGUUAGUCUAGAUAGUGUUUUGUUUUUUUUCGACAAAGGAAACCCACAAAGUAGAAAAACAUGAAUGGUUUUCAUUCAUUGUUUAUAAGUUUGAGUUCAUUCUCCAUCGCGUUUGAAACGCACAGAAUUAAUAUAUUAUAUUUAUAUGAAUAAAAAUGUAAACAGCAGCCAGAAACAUAACAUUACUGUACAUUAGUGUGUUCGUUUACAUUGAAUAUUGCUUUUCUUUUGGGUUCUUGUGUUUGUCUUCAGUUUGUAAUGGUAAAGGUUUUGGAAGGUGCUAAUCUGUUUCAAUUCCGAGCCUUUUUGUAACUUCCCAAUUUCUCACGAGUGACCAAUUUAGUUUGUAAAAUUUAUUUAUUUACCAUUUGAAGAACAAAUUGUAACUAUUUAGGCAAUUUCCCUUGCAUUGAUGAAAAGCAUAUUUUUGCAUUGUUUUAUUUAUUUAACACUUUCUUAAUAAAAAAACGUUAUUACAGUAAA
Messenger RNA from Colossoma macropomum (tambaqui), 1890 nucleotides. It is a transcript of the gene bcl2l10, whose product is annotated as BCL2 like 10. Gene Ontology annotation, molecular function: protein homodimerization activity; protein heterodimerization activity. Gene Ontology annotation, biological process: intrinsic apoptotic signaling pathway in response to DNA damage; extrinsic apoptotic signaling pathway in absence of ligand; regulation of apoptotic process. The transcript is spliced from 3 exons. The record is from RefSeq and is a predicted model, not a curated record. Bases 415 to 945 code for a protein of 176 amino acids. Lineage: Eukaryota; Metazoa; Chordata; Actinopteri; Characiformes; Serrasalmidae. Gene Ontology annotation, cellular component: mitochondrial outer membrane.